Messenger RNA from Parnassius apollo (apollo), 612 nucleotides. NCBI's taxonomy places the organism in Eukaryota, Metazoa, Arthropoda, Insecta, Lepidoptera, Papilionidae. The record is from the annotation of a GenBank genome assembly.
AUGAGACAUUUACCUUUGAAAAAAACCUACGCACAGAAAUACAGACCGGAGUGGGAAAAUAUGGACGAAUUUAAAGGUUGGCUAAAAUCGGCAAGUGGAGACACAAGCAAAGCAUUUUGUACAUAUUGUUCUACGGAGAUUCUUGCUAAACUGUUUGAUAUAAAGAAGCAUGCUGAGACCAAAAAGCAUAAACAGAAAGUAGAGUUCAAAACAGGCCCAAUGGAAAGAAUCCAAGUCCUUGAUGAUAUCGAAAAGGAUAUUAUUACUUGCUUGCAAUGUGCUGCCCAAGCUCUUUUGGAAUUAGGUAAAGAAAAAUCAAGCCAGAAGCAAGCUGAAACCAAUACAUCACAAUUUUUGCGAACCCUUAGUCAAGUUGAAUCAAAACUUAGUGAUCAAAUAAAUUACUUGACUCAAGUGUCCACUGGCCAACCACAUGAGGGAUCUGGAUAUGCAUCACAGAAAGUGUUGCAGAUGGCUUGGCAUCGGUUAGAACAUGUCCGUUCUUGGGUGAAUGAGUUGGAUAGACUAAAAGCUUCCCAUUUGGCUUCUGCUAAUCGCACUUCUACUGGAAUUCCAAAUGGCAGUAUGACAUCCUCUGGAACAAGUACUUAA